CCUUUUCCGGUCCGUUUCAACACAACAGUCGCGAUGGCGGCAGCUGGAGAAGCUAACGGAGGAACAGGCAAACUGGAGUUCUCUCUGGACGUUCCCUUUCCAUCAUCUCGUGACGCCACCAUCGCUCUGCGGUCGCUCUCCCCGGACAAAGAGCCCCGGAAAGGCGGCAUAAGCAAACUGAUUACAGUGUCUGGCAGUACGCUCUCUGUGAGGUGGAGCGCUGAUGAAUCACGAAUCCUCAGAGUGUCUGUGAGCUCGUUUCUCGAUCAUCUAUCCCUUGUUAUGGAGACCAUGGAGAUGUUCGGUCCACCUGUUGCCGUAUGAUGUAUAACAAGUGAUUAUAGACUCUGUUUUUGAUCCUUGGAACUGAGGUGCUACAGACUGGACUGAAGUUUGAUUCAGUGAGCUAAAGUAAUUGGCACCUUCGACUGAACACAGUAAAAGGUGGUUGUUGAAGUGGAACUGAGGGGAAGAUCAAGACACUGGCUCAGUGUUCAGUUGAAUAAUUUCUACAGCUGUGAUUGAAAUAGAUUCACAGAAUGUAUCUGAUGGAGGUAUAACCAUAAUGAUUCUUUUCAAAAAUAAAAAUGUAUGAUUAUACAAAUAUUUAAAACUGAGGUUAGUUUUAAAUAUUAGUAAGUCAGUAAGUUCAGUCUUGAUUUAUUUGGCUACAGCUUCUAGAUGCCUUUUAAUUUUGUUUUGCCGGCAAUCGUAAAGUUACCAUUUUGGACAGCUAGAAAGAUACUCUCACUGAAUGUAUACGUGUUCCGAUGAAGACUUCUCAUCCAAACAAUGAAUUAAAAAUCUGUCCAGCUAUCAUUAUGUAAACCAGUCUGAGGCUUAGACCAUCAAAUUGAUAGAAUUUGUAAAAAUUAGAACUUUUCGGCACUCAUUUUCUCACACAUUUACAUUUGAAAUCAUUUAUGUACAUGUAAAUAAAGAGUUUAUGAUUACUGAAAGUAGGGCUGCAACGAUUCAGCAAGUAAUUCGAAUAACUUGAUUAUAAAAAAAUUCAACACAAA
Oreochromis aureus is the source of this 1022-nucleotide messenger RNA. RefSeq names its product EKC/KEOPS complex subunit Lage3. The record is from RefSeq and is a predicted model, not a curated record. Gene Ontology annotation, cellular component: EKC/KEOPS complex. Bases 34 to 324 code for a protein of 96 amino acids. NCBI's taxonomy places the organism in Eukaryota, Metazoa, Chordata, Actinopteri, Cichliformes, Cichlidae. The transcript has 3 exons.